Molecule: messenger RNA, 461 nt
Organism: Schistosoma bovis
Lineage: Eukaryota; Metazoa; Platyhelminthes; Trematoda; Strigeidida; Schistosomatidae
Source: the annotation of a GenBank genome assembly
AGUCAAAUCGAGUCCUUGCUGUGAUAUCAAUUCAAGACAUUUGGCGGAUUGGUCAUGUCAGUUGAGUUACCUGAAGCUAAAGCUGAUACUCUCCAAGAAGUCUUCUCAGACAAGUUCCAGUAUAUCAAUCUAGAUCAUUAUAAUAUUUAUCAUUUCGAGGAAAUUUUGAUUGAUGGUCGACGAUAUCAAUUCCGAUUAUCUUCAAAAGGUGAUUUAAUGACAGUGGUCACUCAUAUAGCUGGAAGAGCUGUUCUUUUGGUAUCUGUAUGGACAAAUAUGGAUUAUGAGAAACGUUUACGUGAAAUCCAUCAGCACAUUUUAGAAAUGGAACGUACUGGGACUAUUCCUAUCGAUUUUCGAGGUAUGCUUGGUCGAGGAGGUGGAGGAAAUGAACAAACGGUAUCAUAAUUCUUAACUUGUCUCACUCUCUCUCUCUCCUAUAUAUAUAUAUAUAUAUAUAU